Eriocheir sinensis (Chinese mitten crab) is the source of this 1734-nucleotide messenger RNA. RefSeq lists its product as uncharacterized. Gene Ontology annotation, biological process: synapse organization. Bases 590 to 1726 code for a protein of 378 amino acids. Gene Ontology annotation, cellular component: neuron projection membrane. The record is from RefSeq and is a predicted model, not a curated record. The transcript has 8 exons. NCBI's taxonomy places the organism in Eukaryota, Metazoa, Arthropoda, Malacostraca, Decapoda, Varunidae.
UAGGAAGUGGUGAAGUGUGCUACGCCGCCGCCACGGUCCAGGAGAGCACAGACAUUACCUGCAAAAGCGUGAAAUAACUCCCGGCCCUGUAACUCAAUCUCUCCCCUCGCGGAGGGAAGGGAGAGAAAGGGAGGAAAGAAGAGAAGGAGAAAGAUGUAAAGGAGACGAAGGGAGAGAAAGCGAGAAACACAGACAGACAGGACGAAAGGAAUGGAAGAAGGGAAGACAUAAAAAAAAGGAAGGAAGGAAAAAACAGUGAGGAAAGGAAGGAAAAAAAUAAUGAGGAAAGGAAGGAAAAACAAGAAAAUGACGGAGGUGAAAAAUAUGAAUAAGUGAAAGAAGUAAAUAAGGAUGUAAGUAAGAAGAGGAAAAAAAGAAGAAUAAAAAGAAAACGAAGAAGUUUAACACAGUGAUGCUUUUCGUUAUAACUUUUUCGUGACUGCAAAAUUGUUAUGUAACUCUUGCGUGCGUGUGUAUGUGCGUGUGUCUGUGCAUAUGCGUGUGUGUGUGUAUGUGAAACCGACACACACAUGCAUGCACACGUCGACGAUGACUUGCUUGUUUAAGAGCCGCCGCGACGACCACGACCAUGGCUGUGACGCCGCUGCUACAGGGGGCGACCACGCUGCUGGGGCUGAUGUUGCUGGCGGCGGCGGGUUUCCCGGCGGGCGUCCAGGCGGGGUCAUGGCCAGCCCCUCAGCCCCCGCCCCCUGAGCUCCGAUCCCCGCCAGCCCCGCCAUCAGGAGGAACACACGCCGUCCCUCCGCCAGCUGCCCCGCCCGAGCCGCCAUCGUUCGACACCCGUGCCUCCGGGAACGUGACGGCGCUGUUGGGCGGGACGGCGACGCUGAGGUGCCUCGUCACGAACCUCGGGAACAAGACGGUGUCGUGGAUCCGCCACCGGGACCUACACCUGCUGUCCGUGGGCCGCUUCACCUACACGUCUGACCAGCGGUUCGUGGCCCGUCACGCCCCCGCCGCCGCCGCCACCCCCGCCCAGGAGUGGCUGCUGAUCAUCCACCACCUGCAGGAGCGGGACGCCGGCCUCUACGAGUGCCAGAUAUCCAGCACGCCGCCGCGCAGCCACCUCAUCCACCUUGCCGUCGUGGAGCCCGAGACCGCCAUCGUGGGGGGCCCGGACGUGUACCUCAACACCGGGAGUCAGCUGGCGCUCACCUGCACCGUCAGGUUCAGCCCCGAGCCGCCCGCCUUCAUCCUCUGGUACCACGGCGACAAGCUGGUGAGCUACGAGAGAACAAGAGGCGGGGGCAGAGGAGGAGGAGGCACCAGCAGCACCAGCACCAGCAGUAGUAGCAGCAGCAGUAGUAGUGGCAGCAGAAGCAGUAGAAGCAGAAUCAAUAGUAACAACAGCAACAGUAGUAGUAGUAGUAGUAGUAGUAGUAAAAGUAGCAAUAUCACCACGAGCACAAAUAGCAGUAGUAGUAGUAGUAGUAGUAGUAGUAGCGGCGUCACCUCCUCCCGCCUGUUGGUCCAGUCGGCGCGGCUCUCCCACUCCGGCGUGUACACCUGCGACCCGGCAAACGCCCGGCCCAGGAGCGUGAACGUGCACGUGCUGGCCGGUGACCAGCCAGCAGCCAUCGUUCACGACAACGGAGGAAGAAGUCUUCUUCCUCCUCCUCACCUCCUCCUCUUCCUUCUCCCCCUCCUUCCAUUUCUCCUUCCCUCCCUCUCGUCCAAUCUCCUCUUCCUCCUCCAAACCCACUGAUGUCCACU